This is a messenger RNA of Torulaspora delbrueckii, 2115 nucleotides long. It is a transcript of the gene GID11, whose product is annotated as Gid11p. The transcript has a single exon. Bases 1 to 2115 code for a protein of 704 amino acids. Gene Ontology annotation, molecular function: protein binding. NCBI's taxonomy places the organism in Eukaryota, Fungi, Ascomycota, Saccharomycetes, Saccharomycetales, Saccharomycetaceae. The record is from RefSeq and is a predicted model, not a curated record.
AUGACUAUCGAUGGGCUUCAUAACAAUAGUGAUGAGUUUGAGGAUGAGAGUCUUAAUACGGGGUCUGACAAAGUUUAUCAAAACUAUAUGAUGCCUGGUUUAGAGCUGUAUGAUGCCAAGGUUUCAAUCAAUCAUUGGCAGUUGCGAGACUGUCUUAGAGCUUCGAGCGUACGGCCAGAGAAGUUAUUAUAUAUAUUCGAUCACUCUGUGAGAGCUCUGGAUACUGGUCGUGCCGGCUUGAGAGGGUUUCAUAGGCCUAAGAAACAGAAUCGCAGGAAUAGCAUUAGUGGCACCAGGAAGAAUUCCGGAGGACAAGUACGAGGAAACUUUAAUGUCCCGUCUCAGAAAGUCACAGAGUUUAAUUUUAAGCCUAGAAGUUUUACAGAAUCCCAGGGUCUUAUCGCAUGUGGUGGGCUUGUUGGGCCCGAUGAUAAGGGAUUUCCGACCAAUUGGUCUCGUCUAUCGCAGGAACAAAACCAUGUAGAACCUUUGCCACCGCCCGCAGAACCUGUGAAAUUGGCUAGCAGCAGUGUUUUGGCUGAUCACAGCAACUAUAGCAAUCCCAGCAUAUGGAAGGGGAUUUUAUCUUUGCAUAAUACGGAGACUGGAGUCUCCACAUCGUACGUUAUGGGACAAUUUAUUAACAACUGUGUUACGUUGAGCCCAAAAUCUACACAAGAGUACGAUUUGUAUUCUUGUAACAAUGAUGGGCACCUUUAUCAAUGUCAUAUCAAUAAUCGUGGUGUCGAACUGGUCAGAAGAUACUCGGAUUUAAAAUUUGCAUUGAACAACGCAGCCAUUUCUCACGAUGGCAAGACGUUGAUAGCAUCGGGAGACUCUAAUAAGUUCGCCAUUUAUAGACAGAACCAAUUGGCCGGUCAGUUCUUCUUAUCCUAUGACAAUCAACCGGACUGGGGUAGCUCAGUGGUGAGAGCCAAGCGGAUUCCAAGGUUCGCAUUACCAGAUGGUUCAGCGUUUGUUGAUCACAUUUAUGAGGCUCCAGGUGGCGACCAUGGAUUUUACAGCAGUUUUUCUGAAAACGAUUUGCAAUUUGCUACUUUAUUCCAAAAUGGGGUCUGUUUGAUUUACGACGUUAGAAAGAUGGAGACUCCAUUGGCCGAGGUCACUUCGACUAGACCACACUCUCAUAACGGUGCAUUUAGAGUGUGCAAAUUCAGUCAUGGGUUGGAUGAUUUAUUAUUCAUCUCAGAGCAUCAGGGAAGAGUUCACGUUGUCGACACCAGGAAUUUUAUGAACCACCAAGUUAUCCUAAUUCCUGACAAACUAAAAGUUGAAGCGGAUGAAUCUUACAGUAAUGCGAGCGAUGUGAUUAACGAUAUGAGAAGAAGAAAUGUUCCCGUGGUUUCUGCCCUGUCUCCAUUGUCAUCAUCAUCUUCCAUUUCUACGUAUGGGGGAGCGAGCAGAAGACGCCACUCUCUACCAACGUGUCCCGUAGCGUCAUCCGAGCCCUGGUUAACGUCCGCAGCCAGUGUCCCAUUGAAGUACCUGGAACCGCAGGUUGUUCCUUAUCCAAGGGCAUUCAACAAAUUGACUAACAACUUCGCUGCACCUCAGCCUUGCGAGGCAAAUGAUAGGGGCGUUUCCACAACAGAGGAGAUGGGUAACGUCAGAAGAAGAUCGUCAUUCAGAGUUCGGAGAUUUUCCACAUCUUCAAACAUAUCUGAAGGUGGAGAGGGAAUUGAUCCUGCAAUACUGGGCAGCCCAAUAUCUGAGAGUCACGAUCAAUAUGAAGUCGAUAACCUCAAUUAUGCGGAGCAAAGAACUGGUAUCUUUGCUAACGAAGCCAGAGGGACAAUUUCUUCCAGCAAUGCUGUGGAGGAUGAUGAUGUUUACGACGCAUAUGCCGACAUAAACACCAGAGAUACCAUCUAUCCUCUGAACGGCCGUUUUGGUAACAGCUUGAGGGACUAUUCUAUCAACUCUGCCUCAACUUAUUACAAUUCUGAUUCGACUGAGGAGAACAAUGUUGCAGGGAUCGACUGGGUCGAAGAUCGCAAUGGAAGCUCGCUCGUGAUUGGUACUGACUACGGGAUAAUGAAAUGGAAUAUAAAUUCCUGGGCAAGAAGAAGUUUUUCCAGCUAUGAUUUCUGUUAG